Molecule: messenger RNA, 2934 nt
Organism: Myotis myotis
Lineage: Eukaryota; Metazoa; Chordata; Mammalia; Chiroptera; Vespertilionidae
Gene: FBXO24
Product: F-box protein 24
Exons: 10
Molecular function (GO): protein binding
Source: RefSeq, a predicted model, not a curated record
CAAGGGGGAGGAAGUGGGACCAGAGAUCCGGUGGACCAAUCGCGGUCCCGAGCAUCGGAAGUGGCUAAUCAGAACCCGCCGGGGGGGUGGAGACUCCGGCGCUGGAGUGAGGUGAAGCGGAGCUGCCCUUCAUGUGGCCCAGAGCUUGGGGGUGAAGAGAAGAAAGGAAGAGGGAACCCUAUUUCUGUUCAGUUGUUCCCCCCAGAGCUGGUGGAACAUAUCAUCUCAUUUCUCCCAGUCAGAGAUGUAGUUGCCCUCGGCCAGACCUGCCACUACUUCCAUGAAGUGUGCGAUGCUGAGGGCGUGUGGAGACGCAUCUGUCGCAAGCUCAGUCCUCGCCUACGAGAGCAGGGUUCUGGAGUCCGUCCCUGGAAGAGAGCUGCCAUUCUUAACUACACGAAAGGCCUGUAUUUCCAGGCAUUUGGGGGCCGCCGCCGCUGUCUCAGCAAGAGUGUAGCCCCUCUGCUAGCCCAUGGCUACCGCCGUUUCUUGCCCACCAAGGAUCACAUCUUCAUUCUUGACUAUGCGGGGACCCUCUUCUUCCUCAAAAAUGCCCUGGUCUCCUCCACUCUUGGCCAGAUCCAGUGGAAGCGAGCCUGCCGCUAUGUUGUUUUGUGUCGAGGAGCCAAGGACUUUGCCUCCGACCCAAGAUGUGACACAGUUUACCGUAAAUACCUCUAUGUGUUGGCCACUCGGGAGCAGCUGGAAGUGGUAGGCACAACCAGCAGCCGGGCCUGCGACUGUGUUGAGGUCUAUCUGCAGUCUAGUGGGCAGCGGGUCUUCAAAAUGACUUUCCACCACUCCAUGAGCUUCAAACAGAUUGUGCUGGUUGGUCAGGAGACUCAGCGGGCUCUACUGCUCCUCACAGAGGAAGGAAAGAUCUACUCUUUGGUAGUGAAUGAAACCCAGCUAGACCAGCCACGCUCCUACACAGUUCAGCUGGCCCUGAGGAAGGUGUCCCGUUGCCUGCCUCACCUGCGUGUGGCCUGCAUGGCUUCCAACCAGAGCAGUACUCUGUACAUUACGGAUGAGGGGGGAGUGUAUUUUGAGGUGCAUACCCCAGGGGUGUAUCGUGAUCUCUUUGGGACCCUUCAAGCCUUUGACCCCCUGGACCAGCAGAUGCCACUUGCUCUCUCACUACCUGCCAAGAUCCUAUUCUGUGCUCUUGGCUACAAUCACCUUGGCUUGGUGGAUGAAUUUGGCCGAAUCUUUAUGCAGGGAAAUAACAGAUAUGGGCAGCUGGGAACAGGGGACAAAAUGGACCGAGGGGAACCCACACAGGUGUAUUAUCUGCAACACCCCAUUGCCCUGUGGUGUGGCCUCAACCACUCCCUGGUGCUGAGCCAGGGCUUGGACUUCAGCAAGGAGCUGCUGGGCUGUGGCUGUGGGGCUGGAGGCCGCCUCCCUGGCUGGCCUAAGGGGAGCGCCUCCUUCGUCAAACUCCAUGUCAAGGUCCCUUUGUGUGCCUGCUCCCUCUGCUCUACCAGAGAGUGUCUCUACAUGCUGUCCAGCCAUGACAUUGAGCAGCAUCCCGCCUACCGAGAUCUACCAGCCAGCAAGGUGGUGGGGACCCCUGAACCCAAUGCAGGGUCCGGAGUACUCCAGGACCCUGGGGGGACAGCUUGGGCCUGUAAGGAGUACCUCAGCCAGAUCUACAGUUGCUCCACGUUGCAGGACCGCAUGGAAAAGAUGAAGGAGAUCGUGGGCUGGAUGCCUUUGCUGGCUGCACAGAAGGAUUUCUUUUGGGAGGCUCUGGACAUGCUACAGAAGGCUGCUGGAGGGGUUGGACAAGGCCCCCCAACACCUGAGAGCUGACCCCCCUCUCCUAGUCUUACCCCUGGAGGGAGAGUCUGGCUCUGGGCCAAAGGCUAAGGAGAGAUGGAGUGGUAGCAAUGAACACUGUGCCAUGGGAAGGGGGAUACAGUGGGGUGGGGACUGCUGGACAUGCCAGGGUGGGGAGGGAACUGUUUUGUAAAAUGUUUGGGGGCUGCCCAGGAGGGGCCUCCAAUCUUACUAUCAUGGACAAGAGAUUUGAUGGACAAAUAGAAUAAAAGGCUGACGUGAGGCCUAGUUUGGGACCCUGGAGCCUGGGAGGACAAUGGGGCACGGAAUGGGGGACCCGAUGCCUAGCUCAGUGGGUAAGGGAGGGCAGGAGCAUAGACAGGGUCAGGCAGAGCAGCAGCUGCUCAAGCACCUUCAGCUUGCUUUCCCCUUCCACGCCCAAGACCUGACCCAGUCUUCUUGACAGGAAAUCCUAGCCCUGCCUUCUGGAACAACAUAUGCCAGCGGUCGCCAACCUUUCGGACCUCAAGACCACCAGUGGUCAUAUACUAUUUGGUGCCCCCCACUGGAUCCUCAUAUUCCCAUUCUGAAGAAGUCAUUUCUGACUUGUGACAGUUUUCUAUCCCUUUUCCUUCAUCCCUGUGAAGUCAACCUCCCUCCUCUCUGCUUUCUGUUUACCUCCAGAUCUGAUCUUAUAUGUCCUUUUCCCCUACUUUUUACUCUGUCCUCCUCUUCCUGCAGAAGGGAGACACUCCCUUUAUCCACAUGCCAUACCUCCCUGCCCCAUUCCUGUACCUCCAGAUAAUUUGGGAGAAAAUGGGUAAGCAGAAUUCUUUUCUUCUUGGCCUAGUCUAGCUUGGGGAUAGAAGAUAGUGGAAAUUUGAAGCAGAAAGUAAGUUGGAGCAGGUCAGGAAGGGGGUGAAUGCUUAAAGGUUGGGAGUCCAGGAAAGGGCUUUCUCUGGGUGCUAAGGAAGCAGCAAUGGAGAGGAUCAUGAGUGGGCUGGAGCGUCCUGGGGAAGGAUCAGGGCUCUGUUCACAAGAUGCUUGGGCACUGGACAGAAUGGGCUUCCAGAUGACAUUACUUGAUGCCUAGGUUAUGGCUGAGGUCCUGAUGCUCCCUCAGCCCUUCAUUGCUCCUCCCAUUACUUAGGU